Messenger RNA from Colossoma macropomum (tambaqui), 2478 nucleotides. It is a transcript of the gene grhpra, whose product is annotated as glyoxylate reductase/hydroxypyruvate reductase a. The record is from RefSeq and is a predicted model, not a curated record. Gene Ontology annotation, molecular function: hydroxypyruvate reductase [NAD(P)H] activity; glyoxylate reductase (NADPH) activity; hydroxypyruvate reductase (NADH) activity. Gene Ontology annotation, cellular component: cytosol. NCBI's taxonomy places the organism in Eukaryota, Metazoa, Chordata, Actinopteri, Characiformes, Serrasalmidae. The coding region runs from base 130 to 1245 and encodes 371 amino acids. The transcript has 9 exons.
GGGAGUCCACGCUGCUGCAGAGUAAACAGAGCCGGUUAGCUCUGCGCUCUGUGACUUUGGUGGGCUUUUAAGCACCUUGUAGCCACAUUUUCACUCCUUCUUUCAUCCGGCAGCUGUAUCUUCUUCAGCAUGAGCGCGCAGCCUGUGCUGAGAGUGUUCGUGACGAGGAGGAUUCCUCAGGAGGGACUGGAGCUCCUGCAGAGAGCGGCAGUGUACGCAGGUUUACCUACAGCAGCUGUGCAGACACGCACAGCUGAGAGAGACUCAAUUAAGAGUCCACAGGACGCUAAAACUGAUUUACACAGCUUUUCAAACGGAGCAGCUAAACGAGCUUCAGACACAAGAUGUACUGUGUCGCUGUGGGACUCAGAUGAGCCUGUUCCUCGGGCAGAGCUCCUCAAGGGUGUGGAAGGAGCUCACGGUCUUUUCUGCCUGCUGUCUGACCGAAUUGAUGCUGAGGUGCUGGAUGCAGCCGGCCCCAACCUGAAAGUGAUCAGCACUAUGUCUGUGGGAUUCGACCACCUCGCCAUUGAUGAGAUAAAGAAACGGGGGAUAAGGGUGGGCUACACUCCAGAUGUGUUGACAGACGCGACAGCAGAGCUGACUGUAGCUCUGCUAUUGGCUACUGCUCGACGCCUGCCUGAGGGCAUACAGGAGGUCAAAAGUGGUGGCUGGAGCUCAUGGAAGCCGCUGUGGCUGUGCGGUUAUGGCCUUUCUGGCAGUACGGUUGGGGUCAUCGGUCUGGGACGCAUAGGCCUGGCCAUUGCACGCAGGCUGAAGCCUUUUGGGGUAAAGAGGCUGCUUUACUCGGGACGGCAGCCCAAACCACAGGCCCAGGAGGUGGACGGAGAAUACGUGCCGUUGGACUCUCUGCUGGGUGAAAGCGACUUUGUUGUGGUGUCGUGUGCUUUGUCUCCUGAGACUCAGGGUCUGUGUGAUAAAGGCUUUUUCAGCAAGAUGAAGAAGACGGCGGUCUUCAUCAACACUAGCAGAGGAGCUGUUGUAAAUCAGGAGGACCUGUAUGAAGCCCUUACGGCUGGUCAGAUCGCUGCAGCCGGGCUUGAUGUGACGACCCCAGAGCCACUGCCCACUGAUCAUCCGCUACUGACCCUCAAAAACUGUGUGGUUCUCCCCCACAUUGGCAGUGCCACCUACUCCACACGUGGCAUCAUGGCUCAGCUAUCUGCUAACAACCUGCUGGCUGGACUGACGGGUGAGGCCAUGCCCACUGAACUAAAGCUGUAGUGCCCCCCAGUGGGGCCUGAUACAAACCUCAGCACUCCUCCAACAUCCACACACUCACAAGAUGUUUAAGGUGCACUACAGUGCUUACUAGUUUAGAAAUGACUUAAUGGAAUCAUCUUACAUUUAACUGAAGCUGCAACUUGUUAGUGUACAGUAUGACUACAGUAUGUCUUGGAUGAUCAGUCUCACGAAAGCCAGUAUCCACCACUUUAAAACAUUAAACCAUUUAGUAAGUCGUAAAAAUGAGUGUUUCAUAAUGACUUAAUAAUAAUAAUGACUCAUAAUAAGGUUUUCAUAAUUGACUUCUCAUUGAGGUUUUAUCUCAUAAUAAGGAAAAAGAUUCUCAUUGUGAAUAAGUCUUAGUUAUGACUCGCCAUAAGUUCUCAUUAUCUUGUAAUAACGAGAACGUUUCUCCUAAGUAUGAAAAUGUAAUAAUAAUGAAAGUUUCUUGUAAUCGAGACUAGAGUAUUUAAUAAAUAACUCAGUACCUUCUUAUUAUGAGAUAUUGUCAUAAUUGAGAAAAUAUCUCAUAACUUUGAGAUUCUGUUGUAUUUCAUAGAUAUGAUGCAGGACCUCAUUAUAAGAUAUUAAGUCAAUUUAGAUCUCUAUCUCAGUGUUGAGAUACUCUAUCAUAGUAACAAGAUAAUUUUCUCAAUAAUGAGAUGUCUUUUCAUGUUAUGACUUACUGAUCAUCUUCUUGAUGGUGAAAAUGAUCCUCAACACUGUCAUUAGUGAGCUAUUUGUUUAAUUCUUUGAAUAUAAUCUCUUUUCUUGCCUCCAAGCCUUCAGAUUACUUCAUAGAUUCCGUAAGAAUCCCAUUUUUUUCACUUUCUGCACUAAAUGACUCUUAUGAAGGGUUUCAUGUGCCUUGUUGAUUUUCUCUAAGGUCCUUUGGGUCCUGAGUUUACACAGAGCAAAUAUUUCUUUAGUGAGGACUCACUGAUGCAUUAUCAUUGUCAUAGUAUAAUAAUCUAUAUUAAUGGUGCUGAAGAAUUUCCCCAGGUGAUGCACAUACAGACACUCCAGCACAGAAUCUAUGCCUUAAUAUAGUCUGUAACACGGUGUUCAUCCUCAUUCCAUCUAUGUAGGAGAUUGAACAGGGAUGCUAACAUUAACACGGCUGUUAAACAGUGGCAGAGUUGUUGUCUUAGGAUGGUGUGAGUAACAUUGUGUAAUUUUGAUAAAAAUGUGUCUUAAGGCAAUAACUUAAUAAAUGUAAUGCCUGAAAUUCAA